AUGGUUUCGGUCUCCUGGGGAGGUGGUGCAGGCUUUGGACGUGCCAGUGGUGGCUUUGGCAGCGGAAGCCUCUAUGGUUUAGGAGGUGGUGGUGGCUAUGGAGCUGGCGCCGGUGGCAUCAAUGAGGUUACCAUCAACCCAAACCUCCUGACACCUCUUAACUUGGAGAUUGACCCCACCAUCCAGAAGGUGAGGAAGGAAGAGAAGGAGCAGAUCAAGACACUCAACAACAACUUUGCCUCCUUCAUUGAUAUGGUAAGUUUCUCUCUGGAUGCCAUCCUAAAAACUUUACGCUACUUUAAAACAAGUUCCUGCCUGCUACUGUUUAAACAAGCUCUACUGACAAUAUAGGGCAGCUGUUUUCUUUCCCUGCUUACUAUAUCCUACCAACAUUUCAUUGCUAGAAAUAGACACAGCCGUGUACAGUGGUAGUUCGGUUUUCAAAAGUCUCUGCUGAUGAAAAUUUUGGUUUUCGAAUGCCGUAAACCCAGAAAUAAAUGCUUCAGUUUUUGAACAUGUCUCGGAAGUCGAACAUGCCAUGCGGCUUCCGUAUUGAGUUUUCCGUAUUGAUUGUUCGGUUUUCAAACAUUUCAGAACUCGAACGGUCUUCCAGAACAGAUUACGUUUGAAAACCAAGGUACCACUGUAUUUGUAGAGCAUACUUGCUUUCACAUCAUGGAUCCUUUCCUGAUGGUUGGUCAGAGAUGGGGAAGAACUACAAAUCCCAUUAUCCCUGGUUAUGAACAAUGGCAGCUGGGUAUAAUGGGAACCAAAGGCUCCGCACACCUGCUGUAGUUGGAUCCAGUUUCAUUCUCCUGGUGCAGUGCAUUGGCACAUGAUGCAAGAUCAAAUUCUCUAACACUGAAGGUCUGGUUCUUCAGCUAAAACAAUGGAAAAUGUUUAGAUAGCUUUGUGUACCUUGCAUAGUGUUCAGCCUUUGCUUGUCUUGUGAGAAAGACCUAGAGAUGAUGAAAUUUGAACAAGGUGCUUCCAGUUCAUACCUCAAGCUCUUAAAAUGCUUUAUCCACUUGUGAAAUAUGUGAGAGUAAAGGAGAAUUUAGCACGGGAUUGCUAGGAAGAAAUGAGAACAUGAAUAAAGAUGGAGGUUGUAGUUGAAAGACCAGGUAGCCGUGCAACAUAUCAGACUCCACUGUUUGGUACCUACCAGCAGAUGAGAGCCCAAACUUCACCAUGCUUUUUUUUUUUUUUUAAAGCAAGCAAUAGACACAAUAAGAUGCAUGUGUCAAAAGGUAACACUUCCCGGUUUCAUUCCUACAUCUUUCCAUUUAUCCACCAUCUGCAAAUCUCAUGGACCUUAUGAAUCAUUUGAUACUAGCCACUCUUUGAGCUGCUAUUAAUACUAACUCACUAGGUACAACUGCCAGCUUCCUGUAACAUUUUCUAUGUAAAGUAUUUGCUGUGGCAAUCUCUUGCAAUCUAUUUAAAAACAGAAGGGAAAGAUGUCAGGAUAUUACCUCCUUUGAAGGUGGUAUAGCUUAGCAACCCAUAUUUCAAGAGGGAAGCUGUUCCACAACAGGGGCUGCCACACUGAAACCCCUGCUUUAAGUUACUUGCACAUACUGCAGCAAUCUGACUGAAGGCAAAAGACUGUAAAAUAGACAAAUGAAAAGGAGUCUGUCAGUCUUCUCCUUAGCUGACUGCCGAUGCUCUAAAUGUGAAGCAAAAUCUCAGUCAGGUGAAAAUCUUAUUUAUUUUCGGUCACAUGUCAAAAGUCAGUCUGGCUGGGCAUCUUCUGAGGGCCCAAACUCCAGCAGUCCCCACCCAUGACAAAAGCCCCCGAACCUCCUCUGCCUCCUCUUCUUCAGCAUUGCAACCUGCCAGCGUUCACCCACCUUUCUCUCUGGCCCAAACGGUGGUGGAGGUGCUGAGAGAGAGAAGCAGUGGAUGCCCCUGCCUACUUGCUUACUGGCUCUUUUCCAGGAAAGCAAGCGGGUGGCAGGUAGCAAUGGGGGAGGAAGAAGGAGCAGAUGAUGACAGAUGGCGAGGAGGUAGAUUCAUGGAGAGAGGGAGCAGGGCAUGGAGAGUGUUCUUACCAGGGCCAACUUAAGACCUUUAGAGGCCCUAAACACUGAAAAGAUUAUGGUGCCCACCAUGUGCAAUUCAAAAUAAAAAUAAUGCUAACCAGUACAAUAAUGUUUUAAACAAACAAAAAACAUAUGUUUAUUGCAAACCAUAAAUCAUAAAAGGAAUUAUAAUCACUCUUAGCUUCAGCAAAUAUCAGUAUUCAAACAGGAAUGUGCCUACUUUUUUGCACAUGGGUUCCAUCCUUCUACUUUAUUCUGGUGAAAGACCCAAAGAUUAAUGUGGCAGGUGACAGAUGGUGAUGGGAGGCUGUGAAAUAGGUGGGAAGGUCUUUUCUUCCACUCAUCCAGUGGUAAUGAGUCACUCAAUUUCCCCCUCCCUCCAACAAGUAUGAAGAGGAGAUCAACAAGCGCACAGGUGCAGAAAAUGAUUUUGUGGUGCUCAAGAAGGUGAGUGGGUUUCCAUGAGGCAAGAACCUUGACUGAACUACAUAACUGGGAAACAGGGGCAAAGCAACUGCUUAUAUAAAUUUCUGAAAGCCUGGGCCACUCCCAGCCAACCUGACUGGCUGUCUAAACUUCCAAGUUGCGAAUCACAACUCAGAGUUCAAGGGCCAAUGGCAGAGGCCCCAAUCCUGAAACGUUCUGUGAUUGGACAUCCUGUAUCGAAUGACAGCAAAGGAUCUCAGAAUCCUUAGUCCACAUUCAAGCUCAGGCAAACACAGACUACUGAAUUCAUAACAGUAACUUCAGCACAUUUGCCACAGAGUGAUGGGGCCACCGCUUUAAACAAAUGCAUGCUUUAACCCUUGUACUUUUAGGGGAAACUUGUGGUUUCGUUUUGGCUCUCACAUCUGCUGUGGUGUUCAGCCCUUUGAUCUUUUUCUCUCUUUCCAGGAUGUGGAUGCUUCCUUUAUGAACAAGGUUGAGCUGCAAGCCAAAGGGGAUUCCCUGACUUAUGAAAUCAACUUCUCGAGAGCUAUGUUUGAGGAAGUAAGAACUCAUUCUAGUCUUUUCAGGGAGAAAGAAAGAAGACUGUAGCAACAUGAACCAAAACCAGCUCUGGUUGACAUUUUGCAUCUUCAAGCAUUGGUUGCUACCAACAAGUUCACUCUCUGGGCCUCUACUCAGAUGGCAUCCUAACAGAGAGGAAACCAUCUCCUUGUGGCUUAAUCCUACACUUCUCUGCUGAAGUCUAAAUCAGGGAUGGGAAAUCUCUGGCGUUCCAGAUAUUGUUGGACUACAACUCCCAUCACCCCUCACUAUUGGCCAUGCUAGCUGUGGCUGAUGUCAUCUGGAGUCUAGCAUUAUCUGAAAAGCCACAGGAUUCCCCAACCCUGAUCCUAGAGGGAAGGAGCUGUGCAUCAGAGUGAAUGCAGAAAUCACAUGACUAUACUAGCCUUUGAAGGAAUUGCAUCAUUUGUCCAGCUAGCAUGAAUCUUCUUUUCAUAUACAGUGGAAUCUUGGUUCUCAAACUUAAUCUGUUCCGGGAGUCUGUUCAACUCUCAGAACUGUUCGAAAACCAAGGUGCGGCUUCCGAUUGGCUGCAGGAGCUUCCAGCACUCAGGUGGAAGCCGCGUUGCACAUUCGCAAACCAGAACACUUACUUCCGGGUUUGCUGCGUUCAGGAGCCAGUGAUACAGUGGUACCUCAGGUUACAUACACUUCAGGUUACAUACACUUCAGGUUACGGACUCUGCUAACCCAGAAAUAGUACCUCGGGUUAAGAACUUUGCUUCAGGAUGAGAACAGAAAUGGUGCUCCGGCGGCACGGCGGCAGUGGGAGGCCCCAUUAGCUAAAGUGGUGCUUCAGCUUAAGAACAGUUUCAGGUUAAGAAUGGGCCUCCGGAAUGAAUUAAGUACGCAACCAGAGGUACCACUGUAUUACUGGAAGGCCUUGAAACUAGACCACAAGGAAUCAGUUCACACACUCUUGUGCUAACAUGUGGAUCAGGUCUGAAUUCUGAUUUUGCUUCCUUUUUAGAAAACAUUCAAAUUUUAAAAAGAACAAAAGUAAUAAUAAUAUACAUCUCAAUAUAAUAAUGUUGCAAAUAUUAUAAUAAAAAGACACACUUAUCAAAUAUGAUUUAAAGAAAAGCAAUAAGCCAUCAAGCAAAAGCCAGAUAAUUCCAUCAACCUUCUUUCUAUGAAUGCAGUUUUUAAAAGUAGUGAAUAGAAGGAAACCAUAGGCUUUCAAAAUACCCAGUAUUUUGCUGGCUUUUAUUAUUUUGUAUCUGUCAUAAAUAUAGGGGUUGCUCGUGCGUAAGUUGCCGCCACUCCUGGCUAGGUUGCCUUGUUAAACCUUUUCUGUCUGGACAGCCCUUCACUUCGUGGCUGCCUCAGUCGCUAGCAGAAUCCGUCAGUGGGCGUUUCUUAAACCUUUUCCAGCAUAAAAGCUGUUUGACCCCAAGUCUCCUCCUACUCUCCCUGCGCGGAAGUCUUCUGCGCAGGGAGGGUGUGGGUAGCGGAGGACCCGUGCUCUCCCCGCUGGUCUCCGGCGAGGAGUCCUGGAGCCCCCUCGCCGAUCCCCCAUCUGCCCCCCUUUAUCCCUGGUGUUACGCUGAUUUCCUUCCCCAGCUGAUGAGCUGCCUCUCUCCCUGCUGGGCCCCUCUCCAGCAUCGCUUGAGAGCCUCGCCUCCGCCUCUGGCUCCGAUGUCAGUUCCCUGACAGUAUCACAGUGCUGGAGUACCAAAUAGGCUGUGUAGGCAUAGGCAUAUGGGCCCCAAGCCUUUUAGGGGCCCUGAGACAACAGAUCAAAAAAACCUUGAUAGAAAAUUGAAAUCAAGCUUUCUUGGUUCAAUGCUAUCCCAGUAGAGCAUGAGCACAAUGGAGGUGGACUGCAAUUUCAACUGCCAUGCGGUCUCUACAGGGCUUAACCCGGCACUGCUAAAUCAGUUUUGCCAUUUCAGCAAUUUUUACAACAGCAUCAUUGCUGUUCUGCUAGCGAAGCUGCCCUAGAAGUAUACCUCUUGCUCACUACUGAAAUCUUGUUUCUUACUUAAUAUGUUGCUCAGAUGCCAUAAUAAAAUACAAUCAGGACUGAAAGAUGAAUGGAUAGACAAAAUACAAAGUUAGGCCUGACAUCGAACCAACCAAGCACCAAAGAAAUCUCUUGAGGUGACUGCAUCCUCAAUAUUAGCAAGAAUAGGACUUUUUUUUCCAAGCAGGGUUGCAGAUUGUUCUAGGGCCGCUGUUCUCAACCAGUGGGUCGCCAGUGUCGGACUACAACUCCCAUCAUCCCUGAGCUCUGGCCUUGCUAGCUAGGGGUGAUGGGAGUUCUAGUUCAACAACAUCUGGGGAUCCACAGGUUGAGAAAGGCUGUUCUAGGGUUUCACUUUUCCAUCUAGUACUGUAGAGAUGAGGGAACCCUCCAGACAUUGCUAGACUACCACUCCCAUAAUCUCUGACCCGUGGCCAUGCUGGCUAGGAUGAUGGCAGCUGCAGUCCAGCAACAUCUGAAGAGCCAAAGGUUCCCCAUCUCUGAAAUAAGCUUCAGGCUGCAAAGUUUCCUUGCUCAGUGUGGACCAGUGCUUGAAUGUGGUAGAGAUGUGGGUGUCUUUCACCUUGGUAAGCCCUCUUUCUUCAACUUUUCCCCCAUGUAGGAAAUAGCCCAGUUGGUGGCCUACAUUUCUGACACCUCUGUCGUUCUCCAAAUGGACAUCAACUGA
Molecule: messenger RNA, 5710 nt
Organism: Podarcis lilfordi (Lilford's wall lizard)
Lineage: Eukaryota; Metazoa; Chordata; Lepidosauria; Squamata; Lacertidae
Source: the annotation of a GenBank genome assembly